This is a messenger RNA of Salvia miltiorrhiza (redroot sage), 1065 nucleotides long. RefSeq lists its product as uncharacterized. The coding region runs from base 1 to 1065 and encodes 354 amino acids. Gene Ontology annotation, molecular function: catalytic activity. The transcript has 2 exons. Lineage: Eukaryota; Viridiplantae; Streptophyta; Magnoliopsida; Lamiales; Lamiaceae. The record is from RefSeq and is a predicted model, not a curated record.
AUGGCUGGGGCAGUCAUCGUAAAUGGGAUAUGGUUACAAGGUGAUCUGCAAUGUUGUUUUGUCAAUGUGUAUGCGCCGAUGGGAAGCGCCGAGAAGGAGUCUUUGUGGGAUGCACUCCAAAUCCUUGCUCUUCCAAACAAAUACUCCUACCUAUGUAUACUAGGCGACUUCAAUGCGGUGUGCGAUCCGGGAGAAAGGGUGGGGAAAGGUGUUGUCUUCAACCAGGCAGAUGCAAGGAAUUUUGACGCUUUCAUUCGGCAAAGUAAUUUGUUGGAAAUCAGAACACAAGGGAGAAAAUUUACGUGGUAUCAACCUAGUGGUGGGUGCAAGAGCAAAUUGGAUAGAUUUUUAGUCAACGAGAGGUGGCCGCAGGAGUGGUCGGGCACAGUAGGAAGGGGGCUACAGAGAUCGGUGUCAGACCAUUUGUUCCUUAAUUCUUGGCUCUCCCACCCUGAUUUUAGUAAGCUGGUAAGGAAAACUUGGGAAGAGACUAAGAUUGAAGGCUGGAGUUGCUAUGUUUUCAAAGAGAAAUUGAAAUUGGUUAAGAAUGCCUUGAAAGAGUGGAACUUGAGGAUAUACGGCAACAUUGAGCACGGUUUGCGAGAGCUAAAGGAUGAGAGCGAGAUGAUCAGAAGGAAUGAAUUGCGAGCAAAGAUUAUCCUAAAAUCUAAGGAAAAAUGUAGUCUUCUCCAACAAAAGGCGAAAGUCAAAUGGGUCAAGGAGGGCGAUCUGAAUACUAGUUUUUACCACAAAGCAAUUGUCGGGAGAAGAAAAAAGAAUGAAAUUGCAGGGCUUGCUGAUGGGAUUAGCUGGAAUGAAGAUCCAAAGAUCAUGAAGGAGAAGGUCAAAACGUUUUUCGAGAAUCACUUCAAGAAGAGGCAGCACGUCCUACCUAUGCUACCGGGAGACUUCGUCGCUGGAAAAGUUUCUGCAGCAAGCAAUGCGGAGCUGAUCAAACCUUUUCGGAAUCAGAAAUUAAAGUUGCCAUUUGGAGCUGUGACGGCGACAAGAGUUCGAGACCAGAUGGCUUUAAUUUCAAGUUUUGGAAAGCGUCAUGGGAGAUAA